ACAACAAAGACCAUUACAACAAAAACAACAACAACAUGAAUUCGUUUCAUUAAAAGAAAUACAACAAACGGUUGAUACUUGGUGUAGAUUUGGUGACAAAAAUGCAGUCACGAAACGUAUUAUUCACAUUUUAGUACAGUGCUUACGUGCAAGAAGAAGUUGAUUUUUUAAUUUAUAUUAUCAACUUUUCGUUUUGUGUUUGUUUGUUUUUUCUUUUAAGUCAUCAUUAUUUACAUUUCGCCCGGGAUGGAGAUUUUUACGAUAUUGUAUGUGCUGACAUUAAAUUAUAUUGCAACCGAAGCCUACGAAAGAGUGGGACGUGCGGCCAACUGUCCAAAGUUUACGGACGGUGAUUUCCCGGGCUUAAAGGUAAUAAAAUAUCGACGGAAAGGCACCAGAGCACAGUUUAGAUGUCGAAAGAAAUUUCUAAUGUAUGGUCCAAGGUUUGCCACAUGCCAGUCGGACGGGACGUGGAGCAAUGAACCGCCACUUUGUACCAAGACAGGCUGCGUUCCCCUUGAUCCUAGUCAGGUUACAAAUCUUGAUAUGGAAGUUGUAAAAGGUGCUGUCGUAAAAUUUUCCUGCCUUAAUAAUUACUUACUGAUCGGCGACACACUGGCGUACUGUAAUGGGAAAGAUUGGAGCGCUCCACUACCUAGAUGUGCCGCACCCCACGAGCUAACAGAAUGUGAUUUUGAGGAUGAUCUUUGUGGUUGGAAACAAGAUGACGACGAAGAACAGGACUGGAUUCUGAAUGUUGGAGCAACCCAAACCGGAAAUACUGGUCCUAAACAUGACCAUACUUUAGGAGACACCGGAAAUGGGCAUUACCUGUACUUUGAGACGUCGAAUCCUACGAUGACAGGUCAUCAAGCUAAUUUACUUUCACCCAUGUAUACAGAAGAUCUCAGCCCAAUGUGUUUCGAUUUCUGGUACCAUAUUCUGGGCCCGGAUGAGAAAGGACAUGUUGGCUCCCUAGAAGUGUUUGUUUUAGACCAGUCCCAAUAUAUAGACGACGACGAUGUAAAGCCGUUAUUCUAUAUAGAUGGAAAUCAGGGCGACCAAUGGCAUCGAGGCAAUAUUUUUAUAGAAAAGCAGGACGAACCUUUCCAGAUUUCAAUUGUUGCAACUCGAGCCCGCAGCUACAUAAGCGAUAUUGCCAUAGACGAUGUUCGUCUCCACAACUGCACCAAGAAUACAACUUCUCCUCCAGUUACGAGCAGCUCAUCCUCUUCAACCACUACUACAUCAUCUUCUUCUUCAACAUCAGGUACAACAACAAAAACAACAGUAACAACAAAGAUAACAGAAAUAUCUUCACCAAAGACUGCUGUAAUUGAAACGACAACAACAACAACAACAACAACUCCAACUGAAACGACAAUAAAGAAAGAAACAUCAACAACAAAAUCUCCGGAAACAACGAUCAUAAAUACAAGCAAAUCAGAAACCAAUAAGCCGGUUAUAACUUCCACUGAAUCAACAACUGUUGUGAAGACGUCAUCGCUACCACACACGCCACAAACCGCUACAUCAUCGCCAAAAGUAACUAUGGAACGCCAAACAAGUCAAAGCACACCAAAUCCAUCUUUCACAGAAACUACGAUGAGACAGACAAGAACAAUUCAACCGGAAAUGAAAACGACGCCAACUAGACAAGCGACUACUCAAUCAACGAAGAAAGUUAAAACACCUGGUCCGGACACCACAGAUAAUGCAGGGAUACCGACGAUUGUAUCCUCAUCUACGACAAGUUCUUCAAUCGCUAGCACAAGCUCUUCAACAAAGUCUCCGAUUACCUCAACAACCGUCACGUCUUCGACCACGUCAGAAAAAUCUUCCACGCCACAACCUACACAAGAGCCAAAGACAACUACAAGAAGUUCUUUAAAGACAUCAAGUACAUCUCCUACAGAUUCUAAGCAAACUAGCACAACAACUGUUUUCUCUGCUAAAACAAGUGCACCAGGAAAAUCCUCUUCAACGUCAAAGUCUACCGCUUCAACAACGACGUCAUCUUCAUUCUCAUCUUCUAGUUCAUCAUCAUCUUCUUCGUUUUCAAGUAACAGUAGCAGCAGCACAUCUAGAUUUAGCUCAAGCUCUACUUCUAACCUCUCUUCAACUUCAAGUUCAUCUUUCACAAAAACGACCGAUGAGAAGACAGGAGAAACGAAGAGACCAUACACUAACAUACACAAUACAACCACCACAAAAGGAGUGACAAUAAUAAAAGCCGAAGUCACCAAUACAGAUACCGGCGGCAAGACGAGUAAAUCUGCUAAAUCAACAAAACGAACAAAUGAGAUAACAACCAAAUCACCAGACAAACCUAAAGGGGAUAAAGACAACUCUAUCACAGCGUCUGAAGGUAGAUCACAACACCCAGAAGACGAUACACUUAAACCUUUAAUGAUUGGACUUGGUGUUGGAAUUGUUUCUGGCUUGAUUAUAAUUGGGGUGAUAGCCUAUGUUUGUGUUCGUCGUCGAAAGUUUUAUACAAGCCGGCACGAAGAUGAACUGAAGCCUAAAACAAAUUCUGCGUCUCUUCAAAGCCUGAAUAAUACAAGCCGGCACGAAGAUGAACUGAAGCCUGAAACAAAUCCUGCGUCUCUUCAAAGCCGCAAUAAUACAAGCCGGCACGAAGAUGAACUGAAGCCUAAAACAAAUUCUGCGUCUCUUCAAAGCCUGAACAAUACAAGCCGGCACGAAGAUGAACUGAAGCCUAAAACAAAUUCUGCGUCUAUUCAAAGCCUGAACAAUACAAGCCGGCUCGAAGAUGAACUGAAGCCUAAAACAAAUUCUGCGUCUCUUCAAAGUCUGAACAAUACAAGCAGGCACGAAGAUGAACUGAAGCCUAAAACAAAUUCUGCGUCUCUUCAAAGUCUGAACAAUACAAGCCGGCACGAAGAUGAGCUGAAGCCUAAAACAAAUUCUGCGUCUCUUCAAAGCUUGAACAAUACAAGCCGGCACGAAGAUGAACUGAAGCCUAAAACAAAUUCUGCGUCUCUUCAAAGCCUGAACAAUGGACAUUUCUGUCAAGACGAAGCACACGAAUCCGAGUCGUGAAUCGUGAUGCCAUAAUGUAUUUGCUGUAGUAACUGCGAGUAGAGUUAUAUGAGUGUGGGGUAACUGCGAGUCGAGAUUAUUUUAGUAUGGUAACAGUCAGUCAUGAAUUCCCUAGUGUGGUAAAUGUUUGACGUAUAUUAGUUUUGUAAAUGAGGUGUGGUAACUGUCAGUUGUUGUAAAACUUAUACGUAUUUGUGAGUCGCUACAAAAGUGUCGUGGUAACUGUGAGUCGUGUUUGGAUGUGUGUGUGUGUGGUAACUGUGAUACAUGAUAAAAAGUUAUUUAAAAUUCAUUUCUAAAAACAACGCGACAAUAAAACUGUUAUGCUGAUUGAAAUCUAUAAUUUAACGUAUAUAUACUAUUAUGCAAUUGUAGGCAUGCAGGAUUUUAUUGAACUUUUGAUGAAGGACUGAAGUAUUCUAUUAUUGUCAUGGAAUACCAGUAGUGAUAUUUGUCUGUUCUGAUGUCAAAUAUUCUCAUGAUCUCUUUAUCUUACAGAAUUAGCUGGUUAAAUUUCUGUGUCUGAUUAGUAAUGAAUGUAAAUUUUAAGGUUAUAAUGUUAUAUUUUUGCAAAUUCAACAAAGAAAAUUCCCAUAGCUAGGCAAAGAGUAAAUUUUUGUCUAAUUAAAAUGAUAUAACGUUUAAGGACGUGUGUGCGAUUUUUCAUGCCUUUUUCGUAGAUAUAAUUAAAUCUCAGCAACGCUUUUCAUAUCAUACGGCGUCAGUUCUUUAAUGUUUGAAAUAGGGCGGCCACUAUCUUUGAUGCCCCUCAAUGUAGUAUGUAAAGUACGAGCGGGGGUGUGGGGGUGGUGGCGUUUGGUUAAACAAUCAUAUCGGUAGGUAUCAAAGAGGACUUUUUGCCUAGCCUCUUUUGCUAGAUUUAAGGGCGAUGCGGAAGGGGAAUAAAUGGGAAAAUGUACUGUACUAUAAUGUAAUGUACUGCUUUUCACUUUACUAUUUCUUCUUUAGACUGCUUUGAAGCGGAUAAGAUCAUUAAUGUCUUUUUAAAAUAAAAGCCAUAAUUUUAUAUACAUUUUUGUAGAUAUUUUAUUUGUUAAUAUUUUGUCAUUAUUGAUAUUUCUAGUUAUAAUAUAUAACGGAGGAGUGUGGGUUGAUACUAUACUUAUUUUGUGCCAAAUAUAAUGUGACAAUUUUAAUAAUUUUGUACAUGUAUUAAAAAAUAAAAAAUGCCACAUAACAACAAUUUUACACCAAACUUAGGUGUAAAUGCACGUGUUAACAUGGAAAAACCAGUUUUUGGUAAUUCCAAAGUUUGUCAUCAUUUUUUUGCUAAUCUUUUAACUCAUAUAUACGUGUGUUUGACGGUUUUUUGUCCCCCCCCCCCUUUGAGGCCUCAAACAGUGAAAAGUGACCCCAAACACUGUUUUUCGUUUGAGAAAUGUUGUUUAAAAACGUGACCACUUUUUCGGCGCCACCUCUCAUCAAAAUGAUACAUUAGGGGUUGCCAGAAGGGGGCAUAUUGGGGGGGGGGGUGGGGAAGGGGGGGACUACCCCCCUCAUCGCCAAAAGAGUUUUUGGACAUGUGACAGGCUAAAAUGGCAUCAGGUCGCUGAAAAGCCUUUUACUCCAUCUCAAUUCAUUGAGAAUUUGCAGCACUUUAAAAUCAGUUUUUUUU
Messenger RNA from Ruditapes philippinarum (Manila clam), 4702 nucleotides. Its product is annotated as mucin-2-like. The record is from RefSeq and is a predicted model, not a curated record. The transcript has 8 exons. Bases 247 to 3066 code for a protein of 939 amino acids. NCBI's taxonomy places the organism in Eukaryota, Metazoa, Mollusca, Bivalvia, Venerida, Veneridae. Gene Ontology annotation, cellular component: membrane.